Messenger RNA from Pocillopora meandrina, 8100 nucleotides. NCBI's taxonomy places the organism in Eukaryota, Metazoa, Cnidaria, Anthozoa, Scleractinia, Pocilloporidae. The record is from the annotation of a GenBank genome assembly.
UGCCUAAAUAUAACUUUUAAAAACUCUUGGUACAUAAUUUCGGUGCACGAAACGUACUGGCCCAAUAGCUGGCUCUGGGGCAGAGAAGCCUGCCAAAACCAAGGAGGGUACCUAGUUUCCAUUGAAACCGAAGAAGAAUGGAAUUUCAUCAAUGACCAGAUUCAAAGGCGAAAUACUACGUACUAUGAAAAUAAGUGGAGUAUUGGUUUAACAAAAAAGGCCGGGAAUUGGACUUGGGUGAAUGGAAGACCACUGACUAUUUGCAAAUGGGAACAAGGGGAGCCAAGAGGUGAACACGACGCGGCUUUCAUGUACAAGUGGUCCAGUAAUGGGGAGCAGGGCGUGUUUGGCGGUGUUAAUGUCAUGAGAAUAGGAUAUAACCACUCUUAUAUUUGUGAGAUUUCCGAGGGUAAGUUGUUAUUUUUGUUGUUGUUGUUGUUUUGCUUUUUUCUGUUUGUUUGCUUUCUUUAAUAUUAUUUUGAGGAAACUAACGGCAACAGAAGCGCUUAGGCAUCAUAAAAACAUUAUUUGAUAUCGUUUGUGCAACUUAUGAAAGGAUUUACAAAAACCCUCUGACAGUCAGAAUCAAGUUUACACUAACAUUUGAAUGAAUGAAAAUAUGUUUGAAACGAUAUAAAUUAACGUUUUCACGAUACAUAUGUCUAACUUUUAGUUUUGUGAGCAGAGGAAAAUUACAGAUGGUUCUGUUACCAGUAAUAACAGUAAACUUUCAGUUAUCAGUUAUUUUCAUGUAGUUAAUUUAUUGUUUCGAUUGAACAAAAUGAUGGUGAAUACCAAUUGCGAAGAAAUAUCAGUCCAAUUGCUUUUUUAGAUAACAACGUGUGAUGACGUGAAGUGCGUUAUCUUUUGCAAAUAGCCAUGCCAGGGACUCAUGUCUGUUGAGAUACAUGCCAAUUAUCGUUUUGUAAAACGAAUACAAAAGACUUGCAAAUUUAUUUUUUCUUCGCAUAGCGGAAUCAGUUCUGUGUUUAUUCUAUUUUAUUUUAAUAUAUAUGAUAUAUUGCUGUAGUUCGAAAAGAAGGUUUGACAUUUGUAAUGUAUACAUCUCAUUUUUCGAACUUUUCGAGCUUUAAGUUAAUUUUUUCACAUAAUUUAGCCUGUUUUACCUCUAACCCUCAGAGGUUGGUGCCUAGCAUUAGGAUAGGGAAUACGUCCCUAUUUUUUCCAGUGGGUCUUCUGGGUUUCUUGUCACGCGUCGGCACACAAAAUGUUUUUUUGCGCGAGAAGUAAUUCAGUUGUAACUAGUUGUUUAUCGUACUCUGUACCUUUGUCGGACGGCAUGAAGCACUCACGCUCCUAGUUCGAUCUGCACACCCCCUCCUUGUCGUGAAUUAAGAUAGGAGGUAAGUUGUUAAGCGUGUGCGUUGUGAGAAAAAGAGCGGAAAAGACAUAUUUAAACUUGAAAUGAUACAACAAGUUAAAUGCGACCCUUUCAUAUCCCGAUAACUCUGGACUCUAAUCGACGAGGCUCUUGCAAAAGCCACAUACCACUACUCUUAUCAGAUGAGUCCAAAGUUUUUGGUUAAUGUUAUUCUUUGUGCACGGCCCCCUGAUGCCAUAAUAUCAUUUACGAGAAAACAAUACCUAAACGCUGUGAUAUUGGUACAGGUUAUCUGAAUGUUAUGAUGUCAUUAGUGCAACAUAAUACCCUAAUGCGGUAAUGUGAUUAUUAGUCUUUUCCUCUCAUAGCAGCGUUAACAAUGGGAAUGUUCGAAGUAUUUGUAAUGUAUUCCAAUAGCGUCCGUUCGUUUAGCACACUUCGGGUAAAGUAUUUCGUAACAGUGGCGACUUAUGGUGUUAUAACACAUUUAGUAAAACCUGCGUUGAAAGGAAAUCAAAAAGGUCCUCGCUAGCGUCCACUUAUUAUAAAAUAUCCGUUUCAUUCAAGUUUUGUAGAUUGAGUAACGGUGACAAGCUUGAAUUACGAACCUUUACGCCCUCUGCGUUUCGUGUCACUCGCUACCCAAUAUUUUGAAAAAUAUAUAAAACUUGUGCUAGGAGGAAAACUGUACACAGUAAAAAAAAAAGGUCGGUUGACAUGUCGUUCUAAUCGAAGAUUAACAUUCUCAUCCAUCUUAAGCAGCGACAUCGCCAUCGCUCUCGCCAUCGCAGUCAUUAUUGCCAUCUACAUCAUCAUCGGCGUUGCAGUCAACAAGGAUUCAAAAGCUGGUGUGUAAUUUUUGUUUUUGUUUUGUUUUCUUACUUUUAGGAUCCUCAUACUCUAUAAUUAUAACUGUUAUUUCCCUUACCUCAGGCGGCGGAAUAUGUUUCUAAACUUAGCGGAAUGAAUAUCACCAACGCCAGUUCCUUACAGGUAUUUCAUUCUUCUAAUUUCUAUACGCAGUUAUGGAACUGAAGUUCCAGUCAGUAUGUUUUGAAUGUCCACACGGAAUCCGUAAAUACGAAUUUUUAUUAAGCGUAUAAAUCAUUUUUUGUUUGUUUGUUAGUUUUUCUGCUUUCGUCUCAUAUUGCUCGUGGCAGUAAAAGAUUAAUGGCUCAUAACUUUUUACUUGAUUAAGACGUUAACCUGUAUAGUUUUUCUCGCCUGUAAGAAAGCUAUUUUAGGAAUUUUUAUAGAUAAAUUAUCGUUAUCAGUAUUAUUAUUAUCGUAAUUACCGGUAUGAUUGUUAUUUUUUUUUUAAUUCGUAGACGAAAACUGAAUAAUCUAUCCUCCCAGUAAAAUAUUUUGAUUUCCUGGUCUAGUCGAUCUCUAACCUGUGCACAUGCAUUUGUGUCCGAAAUUGGUUGGCUCUCUCGCUUGAAUAAUUUUCUUAUCUAUUUGUAAUGAUUUUUUUUUUAUUUUCUUACCACAAAUGCUUAGCACCUUACCUAAACAAAAAUAUUUCAUGUCAUUACAGGAAGCCAUAGCGGUUUUGGAAAUAUUCAUCACAGGUAUUAAAAAAAUCACAAAAGCUCGUAACUGCGCCCCUAUAACAGAUGAGAUUGAGACAAGAAGAGGAUCCACUUUUAAAGUGGCUAUCGCCUUUGAAGAAUUUGCUCUUAAAUACAGCAAGCUCCACCUGACUGGAACAAGGUCCUCACAAGUGAUUGACAGCCAGACAAUGGGUGAGUUUAAACAGCGUAUAAUCUAUAGGCCUUGAUGAUGUAGUAAAUAUAGAUAUAGGUUACUGAAUGCGAAGCUUUAUUGCUGGAUCAAUCGAUCCAUUCAGUCCUUCCAUUGACUAUUUAUGUUCAUCAAUCAUUAUGGAAUUGGAUGAUAAUGUCCAGCGAUCUGAACCCUUCAAAAUGCUGACGUCUUAUCAUCAAUUAUUUUACAAUAUUUAAAGGAUUGCGCUGUUGAGAGGUAAAGUAAAUAAAAGCGUUUAUGCAACUAUGAUAUACAGACUGUAUUUUCAGUCCAGCAAGUUUCGUGAAAUUAUUAAUACCAUCACCUGUUGUUUUCUUCGUGAGUGCUGGGUAUUCAUAAAGCCUACCAACAAAAUGCAAGUGACUUCUACUUUGAGGAUGAAGAAUGGCAAGGAAACAUAAAUGUUUCGUCUGCAAAUUUUGCGAAAUCCGGUUGGUAUCGACUGCAGUGUUUACUCCUCAAUGGAUAAGUACAAUUCCCUGUAUUUCCCUUACAAAUUUAAGUGUUACUGAAGUACAGCUGCGCAUAUACCUAGUUCUGAGUUUGUUUGUUUGUUUACACAGUACAUUUGAUUCAGUUAUCUGAAGUUUCAUGAAAGACCAUGUUCUGGCUUGAUUUUCUUUUCUUCCUCAAUUUCUUUUUUUAAGUUUCACUGGUUGUUGGGAUUGUGUAUAAGGAUCUCCACGAACUACUGGACACAAAUCAAACCAUCAGAAAUGAAGCAGGCGAAGCCACAAGGUGAAUUUUAACUUCUCUAAACUUUUAAACAAAUUGUUUCUUCCGCGGAAAACAAAGAAAUGCAUUGCAUUCAACCAACAAAAUUUCUUAAAUUUUUCAAAGCAGUAUUUCGUGGUCCCUGUGUGAAUCAAUUACUAUUUUCGGUGCCAAGGAAAUCAGCUUAAAGUAACACAGUAAGAGCUCCUUGGUUACCAUGGUUACCGUAUCGUCAAAAAUUGUCUAAAAAUUAUAUGAUUCAAAAUAUACAAAAUUAUGAUUUUCUUGUCUUUUUUUGACAGGUAUUUGAACUCCAGGAUAAUGGCCGUGGCUAUGGAUCCAAAACCAAACAAACUGGAAGCGAAUGUCAUGUUAAAGUUCAGAAACCUGAAGGUAAGAACACGAUUAAAUUGGUAUCAAUUGCGCGACAUUGUGUUUAUUUAUUCCAAGGAAAUAAUACACAUUUUCAGGUUGAUGGAAGAGAAAAGACAUGUGUAUUUUGGAGAGGCUUUAGCAAAAGGUAACAAGCUGAAAUAUAUUACUACCUUGUUCUAGAAGUUAUGCAAGCUAAUCUUACGUAAUCUUUGUUAACUGCUAUGAAUUUUUUGUUUGUGAAGGAAACACCAAUCAGCUCUUGCAGCAGGAAAAACCAAAAAAAUUUCAACAACAUACGAGUGGAAAAGCCCCCAGUUGAUUAUUAUGCAUGCAGGACUUUCCCUUAAGUUAUCAAUUAUCCGUCACUGUCAAUCUGAUACUUCCUGUUUUGAAGCCAUUUCUAUCUGCAUUUUAUUCGUUUUCAUUUGCGGUUGUCGCCUUUUUUCGCUUCUGCCAUCGUCUUACAUAUUGUUGCUGACAAAAUCGUUUUGUUUACCGUAAAAGUAAAAGUUCGCCUUUUGUUUUUUUCUGUUUUUCCAUUUUUCAAUUUUCUUCACAUAAGGUAAGAUUCAGUUGUGUUUUACUAGCCUGGAUCGUCAAUAUACCUUUUUAUCACAUUGUAACAGUUAGAAUAUCAAAGCCGACUUCAUGAGUAGCACGUAUUAAUUACUGAAUAAAAUGGAAAGUGGUCAACUUGGUCUCGAGGCUACGAUUAUAAUGAGGAAGAUAGCAAGUUGACCUUUUGGUAACCAAAAGUCUUCUUCAAAUUUUUUUUUAUAAUAUUUUUGUUAUCGUUUUAAUUUUGUUGUGUUAUUUUUUUUAACGUUGUCGUUAUUUUUCCAGCUCAGAAGGAUUUUCAGGGAGAGGAUGCCAUGUGGUUGCAUCGCAAAGCAACACAGAAGAAACAGUGUGCAGCUGCAAUCAUUUGACUCAUUUUGCUGUCUUACUUGACUACAACGGCAGCUCAGGGGUAAUGGACUAAUGUUUACCUUACCUUCACUGGUGGUAAUACAAUUCCAUUCAGGUGAUUGACACAUUUCUAAUUCUUUUCAUGCGAUUUAUGAAGCAGCUCACUGAGGAAGACGAAACUGUUCUGGAGUUUAUCACCUACGUGGGAUUAAGCCUGUCAAUCAUUGGAAUAAUUUUGACAGUUAUUCUAUAUUCCUUCCUUACGUAAGUGCUACAGCCAGAAAUUUUGAAACUUUAUAUUAUUUUAAAGAUGUCAGACGUAAGUAAGACCUCUUCGCGAAAAGACCGACACUCAGUCAAUGCAUAUUGAAAUAACUACCUGUUGGAACAUAAAGUUACUUUCCUUUUUUUUGUUCGGUUUUGUUUUUGUUUUAGUCUGCUUGUUUUUAUUUGUUUGUUUCUCUAGAGAUGUUCACCAGCCUCUGUCACAAAUACGAUUGAGUCUUUCUGUUGCCCUCGGAGCUGGACAAUUUAUUUUUCUCGUCGGGAUAAACGCCACAGAAAACAAGGUAAGUGACUUCUUCAUCCAUUGAUGAAUAUUUGUUUAACGAGACUCAAGACGAGCAUGAAGAAGUACACCAGGGCUGGGUUGUUCAAAGUUGGGUUAAGAUAACCCAAGGUUAGUGUGAAAUCCGAUUUCAGAUCUAAAAGCUUUAAAAGAAAAUUCAGUCGAAUUCUUUUUGUCUAGAGUAUGACUAUUUGAUGCUUUGAAAAGGACACUGAAAAUUUUCCCAGAAAGGCUUUAGAGUAAAGGAAUAAAGAAACCCAGAUUAAAAUCUAACCCUGGGUUAGCGCUAAUCGGCCUUCGAACAACUGGGCCCAGACCUUUUUGAAAAGAUGCAUGAAAAGUAGUAGUAAGAAGUAACUUUUUUUUUCUCUCUCCCAGGCUUCCUGUAUUACAGCUGCAGCUUUCAUGCAAUAUUUCCUGAUGGCUUCGUUCUGUUGGAUGCUGGUGGAGGGAUUUUACCUCUACCUCUUUGUGGUCAAAGUUUACAACAUCACCGAAAAGAUGGACAUGUAUCACCUCAUGUCAUGGGGUAUUUUCAUUUUACUUGUUUUGAAUUGUUUGACUUCAUGAUCACCUGAAUCGACUUGCAUUGACAUCCUACUUAUGUUUAGGUUUACCCAUCGUCAUGGUCGGUAUUUCAUUAUGCAUCGCUGCUGGGAAAGAUGGAAUAGAAAGCUUUACCAGUGAUAAAUAGUAAGAGAAUCCUUCGACAUUAGUUCUUUUUUCUCCUUCUCCACAUUUCCUGUCUCCCACAUAAAUGUAUUUUUUUUAAGUACAACCCUUUUUGCACAAUCUUGUGUUUUUAGUUCGUUUCAUUUCGUGGAUUUUUGUGUCCCUGUGUUUUUAUCCAGGUUUUUGUCUCUGUCUCUGUCUCUGUCUCUCGUUCUGUCUCUCUCCCUCCCUCUCUUCUCUUUCUCUGGGUUACUGGUUCAGAGGAUUAUUUGCAGCAAAAAAUGUUUAUCUUUUUUUUCUCUCCGUUUCUCGUUAAAGUUGCUGGCUAUCCUACACAAACAACCUCAUCUGGAUAUUCGCCGCAUUUAUGGCUUUUGUUGAAGUGGUGAGUCUACAAUUAGUCAAUCCCUCGCAUUUUCCUUUUUCAUGCCAAGACUAACCACCGGUGGAGAUUGUCUCUCUCGUUCCCAUGCUUAUUACAAAACGAAAAGCAUAUUUCUGUUUUUGACUACCAGGCUCAAAGCUCACAACCUAUCCAACUCCGUUUACGCUCACUAUGUAUUCAGCAUUACUCGUCUUAGCAACAAACACUCUGCCAAUAUUUGACAUUCCUUGUUUGUUUCAGCUCAACAUUUUGAUACUCGUCCGAGUCAUAAAAGAGAUGACCACGCUGGUGCAACCUAUGGGGGAAGACAAUCAUAUUAAGCAGAUACGGUUAAAUUUAAAAUUUGCUGUUAGUGAAAUAUUUUAAUCAGUGGAGGGAAAAAUUGCUGAAGCAUCUAAUUGUGAGAUAUUUACCUCAGCUCCACACUAGUUAACAUUAAACACAGAGUCAUCAGUGCCUUAGGGUUAGGGCUACUGUUAAGUGUUUUUACCAUCUCUAAAUAAUGCCUAUUAAACAAUGAGAAAUUAAAGGAAACAAUCGUCAAAAUAAUUCAAACGUUUUUUUAAUGUUGUCGUUAUUCCGGCAGACUUGGCUUUAAAACAUGCGCGGUGAUGAUUCCACUAAUGGGUAUAACGUGGCUAUUCGGUCUUUUGUCGCCAUGGCACAAAGCUUUCGCCUACAUUUUCACCAUCUUUAACUCUACUCAGGUAAGUAUUCGAUCUUUAGUCGUCAUCACAAAAAGCUUUCUCCUACAUGUUCACCAUCGUCAAUUCUACUCAGGUGAGAUUUUAAUGAAAAUGUCGGAAAUCUGAUCAUCUGUUUGGAGACUUGAAUGUCCAAACUACAUUCUUACAUUAGUCUGAUGAUAUUUCCCGUUCAAAGGGAACCUAGUCGACAAGAGAGGAUUUAUUUCUUGGUUUUUGAGAUCUACAACUUUCCUUAAUUUACUGUUUUACCCUUUUUUUACGACGAUCUCAAGAUAUAGAUUACAUGAUGUUUGCACUACAUCAAACUUUUUAAACGACGCGCUACCAUCUCUAAAAAAGGCUGAUCUUAAAAUAAUUUUCUGUCCUAGGGAUUCCUGAUUUUUUUCUUCCAUUGUGUGCGAAACAGCCAGGUAAGAAAGAUAUCAAACUGAGGAGGUAGAUCAAGUGAAUUGUGAAGACUUUAGAAUCGCUAAGCUUUGGAUGGUUAAGAACUGAUACUUGGCCAAUUGUUCAUCUACAGAUUAGAGAGCGAUUGAAAAGGAGGAUGAACGCAAUUUUUCCAUCUUCCGAAGCUGGAAACUCUGCAAGGAAAAACUCACGAGUUAACGCAAGUGAUGCCGGGAAAAUACAGGCAGUCGAAAUGCAGUCUUUCGAUACAUGA